AUGUUCGCUGUGUGGGUUUGGGAAGAGACUGACACAGAAUGGUUGCAGGUUGCAGAACAUAGACGAAUAAUGUUCGCUGUGGUGUUUGUGACGAGACUUACACAGAAUGAUUGCGAGUUGCAAAGCAUAGACAAAUACUGUUUACUGUGUGGUUCUGGGACGAGACUGGCUCAGAAUGGUUGCGGGUUGAAGAGCAAAGACGAAUACUGUUCGCUGUGUGGGUUCGGGCAAGACCGACACAGAAUGGUUGCGGUUUGCGGGUUGCAGAGCAAAGACGAAUUCUGUUUGUGGGCUUGUGACGAGACUGACACAGAAUGGUUGCGGGUUGCAAAGCAAAGACGAAUAAUGUUCGCGUGUGGGUUUGUGACGAGACUGACACAGAAUGGUUGCAGGUUGCCGGUUGCAAAGAAAAGACGAAUACUGUUCGCUGUGUGGGCGAACUCAUUGGCGACCAUUCUUACGUUUGCGUGGCUGAUGACGUUAUGUCAGUGCCAGAUUGCAAGUGACGCCAAAGGACUGCAUACGGAGCUUUUUACUACCAAUGAUUACAACUACAGAAUUCGUCCUACGAACAACCAGUCCAUUGCCAUUGAUGUGUAUAUCGAAUUCUACCUUUUGGCCAUUAACGAUUUGAGCGAGACCACCGAAACGCUCAAAACCACAGGAUUCUUGUCGGUGAAUUGGAACGACGCCUUUCUACAGUGGACCCCGAGUGACCAUGGAGGCAUCGACCUUUACCAUUGGCCACAGAACGAGGUUUGGAAACCGGACAUUGCGCUGAAAAACUCGUAUCUCGAUUACAAGUCACUUGGAGUGGAUGAGCUUAACGUUGAGAACUAUUAUGAUGGUAGCAUGAAUUGGUUCCCAUUUCAGGUUUUCCAGACAACGUGUUCCAUUGACAUUACUUACUUCCCAUUCGACAAGCAAACUUGCAACUUGGAGUUCCAAGCAUGGAGUUACACUAAAAGCCAGGUAAAUAUGCUGAGCGGGGCGAAAGGUAUCGAGCUGUGGAAUUUCCAGAAGAACUCCGCCUGGAAUGUUAUUGACACAAGUUGGAGCACCAACGUCGAAACAUACGAAGCCACAAUAAGCUUUACGCUAAUAGUGGAACGUAAACCUAUGUACUUUAUCCUGUCGGUUAUUCUACCUAUAUCCAUGCUGGCCAUCUUGAACAUUUGCGUGUUCUUGCUGCCUUGUGAGAGUGGAGAAAAAGCCAGCUACGCGAUGACGGUGUUUCUCGCGUUCGCUGUAUUUAUGACGAUCGUGUCCUCCACUCUGCCGCAGAAUUCCGAUUCAGUCGCGAUAAUUUCAGUGUUUCUCAUAAUUCAGACAGUCACGAGUACUUUGAUUACGAUUGUUGCCCUGGGCAUGCUGCGACUGAAUAGCUUCGGGGAGGAGGUGAAGAUUCCUGGGUGGUUUGCUGCAGUCAUGCGGGUUUUUAAGUGUCGAACCUGUCGGCAGAAACGGGAUCAAGUUGCGCCAAUCGAAGACGCUAACGAAGAGAUGAAAACUGACUUUGAUAAGAAAGUUACACAUAGAAGUGAUCAGAAAUCAGUUGAACCAGAGUUUACAUGGAAAGAAGUUGUUAACUUUCUAGAUGUAGUAUUUUUUGUAGUUUUUACACUUGUUUUGCUUCUAUCGUCCGUUAUCACUUUUACAUUGGCGUCAAGCGGCUAA
This is a messenger RNA of Mya arenaria, 1677 nucleotides long. RefSeq names its product neuronal acetylcholine receptor subunit alpha-9-like. The transcript is spliced from 6 exons. Gene Ontology annotation, biological process: signal transduction; nervous system process; monoatomic ion transmembrane transport. NCBI's taxonomy places the organism in Eukaryota, Metazoa, Mollusca, Bivalvia, Myida, Myidae. Bases 1 to 1677 code for a protein of 558 amino acids. The record is from RefSeq and is a predicted model, not a curated record. Gene Ontology annotation, cellular component: synapse; neuron projection; membrane. Gene Ontology annotation, molecular function: neurotransmitter receptor activity; extracellular ligand-gated monoatomic ion channel activity; transmembrane signaling receptor activity.